Molecule: messenger RNA, 2116 nt
Organism: Linderina pennispora
Lineage: Eukaryota; Fungi; Kickxellomycota; Kickxellomycetes; Kickxellales; Kickxellaceae
Exons: 2
Coding region: 84-1892 (602 amino acids)
Molecular function (GO): endo-1,3(4)-beta-glucanase activity
Source: RefSeq, a predicted model, not a curated record
CUUGAGCGCUGAGAGUACGCACUAAAGGCACAUUUGUAUAUUUCUUAAACCCUACUCAAUUCCAUUAUUCCUUCUUCUCACAGAUGCGCAGCCUUCUAGUUCUGGCAGCGCUCUCUUCAGCAGCGCUUUUCUCCAGCACAUUUGCAGCGCCGAACUACAACGAAGUCAACGAUGAUGCUCGGCCAACCACCGCACUUGUAAUCACAUCCAUAGCGCCUGCGCUCUCCUCUGCCAUGCCCCAGGCCAGUGCCGAAGCCGGUACUGCUACUAGCAUGGCGCCUAAUAUUGUGUACGUGACAGUGACACAGACAGUCAACGUCGAUGCUCUGUGCGGCGAGUCCUCGGGCAAGCAGCUCUGGGUCAGCACGCCAGCGACAACGCACAUGCCCGUGGCACCGACACGGCUGCCGCAGCCGCCCAGCGGCGUCGACACGCCCAGCGGCAAGGACCGGCCGAACAGCGAGCAGCGCGAAAGCAGCCCGGAUUUCUUCACACAAGUGUCUUCACCUGACUCUCCUGAAGAAUCCUCGCUUAUCCGUUCCCAGGACAGCUCGCACAGUGGCGUUGAAAGCGACUCGCGCGCAAUCCUGGCGCCCUUGGACCCGCACCAACAGAGCCCGCUGGACACCAACCAGAGGCUUCUGUAUAGGAACGCCGACAAUUCGUAUGUGCCCAAUGCGGGACUGUUCGAUCAGUCGCAGAUCAAGCGGCCGUUCCAGACAAACCGCUGGUGGCAGAACCUGGUUGUCGAGGACGGCACUAAUCCGAUUCACGUGUACCCGUAUAUGGUCAAGUGUCUGAGCAACUCGUCUAUCAUCGGGUUCCCAAAGUUCCAGGCAACCGAAACAGCCAUGACCAGCUCGCAGUCGCCCGACUGGACGCUUGAUGACGCCAACGGACGGCUGUCGCAGCGCCUGGUGACUGGAUACGAUGAUCUGGGCGUGUAUGUUGGGUGGUCGGGCUCGGGCCCUAUCAUGCGGUCGCGGUUCUUCAAGGGCAUGCCGUUUGUGACGUACGAAAUGGUGUCAAUAACCCCGCGACUGUCAACCAUCCACGCAGUGAUAAAGACCGAGCUCCUAUCGCACUCGGUCGGCAGUAACGGCGUGCGCACACUCAAGGAUAUUGCCAAGUUGACACGCUCAAUGACGGAGUUGCCAGGGCUGACCAAGAUCACGCUCAACGACAACUCAAAGUGGCUGGUGGUAUCCAAGCCCGCCAUUACGUGGCAGCAAAGCGGCAAUGUACUCAAGGGCCCGGACAACUUCAAAGGCACCGUGCAGCUGGCGCACCUAGGCGACAAUCCCGACGACAACAUCAAUAUUCUGCAGAAGUACGCCGGCACAUAUGCCACGGAGGGCACAGUCACCUAUACGAAGAUCCAGGAUAAGAUGACCGUGGGCCGCUCAUCGGAUCUUGUGUUCUUCUACAAGACAAAUAGCGACGAGGGCGGCUCAACCGACCGCAUCCGUGCAGCUAAUGAGGCGUCGACGCAGCUGGAGCUACUCAGCUUCAUGCUGCCGCACCACAUGGACUCGCUGAACAGCACGGCGGUCACCAAGGAGGACCUGUCGGGGUACCGGUGCGCCAAGGGGCCGUUGACGGCCGUUGUUGGCAAUAUGAUAAUCAUCAACCAGCCAUUGGAGCCCGUCGACUACGAGGGCCAGAACAAGCUGACGACGGCCGACCAGGACUCGAUCAAGCAGCAGCUGCUUAUCGACGCAUCCACCGGCAAUCAACGUCACAGCCCCCGAUCCUUACUUCUUCGGCAAGGGCCUGGCGCGCGUGGCGCGGCUCUACCAGAUCGCGCAGGAAGUCAAGGACACUGCGACCGCCGACCAGCUACGCGACCGACUGGUGCAGCUGAUGACGCCGUGGCUGAUAUCGUUCAAUAACGAGGACCCGCUUGUCUAUGACCAGACGUGGGGCGGCAUUGUGUCGACCAAGGGCCUGACUGACCCGGGAGCAGACUUUGGCCAGGGCCGCUACAACGACCACCACUUCCACUACGGCUACUUCCUGUACGCCGGGGCCAUCCUGGCCAAGCACGACGUGAGCGCCUUCUCGCCCUUCAAGGAGCCGCUAAACCAGCUGCUGCGCGACUACGCCAACCCGACCU